This is a messenger RNA of Lactuca saligna, 900 nucleotides long. Lineage: Eukaryota; Viridiplantae; Streptophyta; Magnoliopsida; Asterales; Asteraceae. The record is from the annotation of a GenBank genome assembly.
AUGACUGCCACCGGUUUGAACAUGCUUGAACAUCAGAUGAAAUUUCAGGUGAUACCAAAUGAUGUUAAAAGGACAUGGAAUGAGCACGUCCUACAAGUAUUGGUUCCCACCAGCCUUAUUUUGCAGAUCAUCUUAAGUAUUUUAGGAAACCUUCGGAAAUACAAUCCAAAGACUAUAAUCAGAAUCACUCUUUGGUGUGUUUACUUUUUGGCUUACGCCAUUGUCCCAGUGGCCCUUAGUAUUACUGCCCAAAGUGCCUUGGAAUCAUGCAACAAAUCUCAUCCUGCUUCAAAACAUCACAGAUCCAACACACGUGAGCUCAUGGGUUUUUGGGCACAGUUUCUCUUUCUUCACCUUGGUGGUGCAGACACCAUUACUGCUUACUCCUUGGAAGACAACGAUCUUUGGUUAAGACAUUUGGUUUUUCUUCUGUUCCAAUCAGGAGUAGCUUUAUAUAUCCUUUUGUUGUCUUGGCCAGGUUGUUCUCAUCUCCCCCUGCUAAGCAUACUGGUUUAUGCAUCCGGUUGCAUCAAGUGUUUUGAACGUGUUCAGGCUCUAAGGUUAGCAAACACUGAGCAUCUCAGAGAGACAAUGCUUGGUCCUGCUGACCCGGGUCCUGAUUAUGUCAAAUUCCUGGAGGAAUUUCUGUUGAAAAAGUCACAGGGUUUCAUUGUGAAGGUUGAGGAGGUUUUGGAGAAUGCUCUUCCAACUAUUCGUGCAUAUUCCCAAACUGGGCGUGAAGAAAUAUUCGAAGCAUACAAUCUAUUCCAAACAUUCAAGCGUCUUUUUGUUGGUCUUAUACUCACAUACGAAGAUAGGGAUAGAAGCACAUCGUAUUUUCAGCAUCUUGAUUCAGCUUGUGAAGUUUUCCGUGCUGUGGAGAUUGAACUUGGAUUUUGA